Messenger RNA from Sceloporus undulatus (fence lizard), 951 nucleotides. RefSeq names its product gastrula zinc finger protein XlCGF71.1-like. The transcript has a single exon. NCBI's taxonomy places the organism in Eukaryota, Metazoa, Chordata, Lepidosauria, Squamata, Phrynosomatidae. The annotation marks the transcript as partial. The record is from RefSeq and is a predicted model, not a curated record.
GAAAAUGGAAGCAAAACAUAUGUGUGUGCUACAUAUGGGAAAUGUUCUAGGCAAAAACUGGAAUUUACCCACUUCCAGCAAGCCCAGCAUUCAGAAGAGAAAAUUUGUAAAGGAGAAAAGCCCUUCAUUGGCAAUGUAUCUGGGAAAUGUGUUCCCAAAAAUAUUACAUUUGUGCCUCACAAGAGACUCCAUGAUGGACAAAAACACUUUAGAUGGGACAUUUCUGUGAAAGAUUUUGCUUAUAAAUUGUACGAUAUGAACCACCAAGAGGUCUGCACCAGAGAGAAACCACACAAAUGCCAGGAGUGUGGGAUGUGCUUUGCUUAUAAUUCACUUUUUAUGGCACAUCUGAAAGUGCACACAGACCUUAUGAGCCACUGGAAAGUCCACACAGGAGACAAGCCCUACACUUGUCAGGAGUGUGGCAAAUCUUUUGCUCGAAAGGAUUGCCUUGUGAUUCAUCAGAGGGUGCAUACGGGAGAGAAACCAUACAAAUGUCAAGAAUGUGGAAAAUGUUUUGGCCAAAGGUCUCAUCUUGUGACCCACCAGAAAGUUCACACUGGUGAGAAACCAUAUAAUUGUCAAGAGUGUGGAAAAUGUUUUACUCAGAAAGCAGACCUUGUGAAGCAUCAGCGUAUCCAUACAGGCGAAAAACCGUAUAAAUGCCAAGAGUGUGAAAAAUGUUUUGCUCAUAAAGUGGUCCUUGUGAAGCACCAAAGAGUCCAUACAGGAGCAAAACCAUACAAAUGCCAAGAAUGCGGUAAAUGUUUUGCUCAGAAUUCAAACCUCCUAAGCCACAAGAGAAUCCACACGGGAGAGAAACCAUACAAAUGCCAGGAAUGUGGGAAAUGUUUUACUGAGAAUUCAGCUCUUUUGAUCCAUCAGAGAGUUCACACAGGAGAAAAACCAUACAAAUGCCAAGAAUGUGGUAAAUGUUUUGCUCAGAAUUCA